Oncorhynchus keta (chum salmon) is the source of this 4354-nucleotide messenger RNA. Its product is annotated as reticulon-4 receptor-like 1. The transcript is spliced from 6 exons. The coding region runs from base 736 to 2154 and encodes 472 amino acids. Gene Ontology annotation, molecular function: protein binding. Lineage: Eukaryota; Metazoa; Chordata; Actinopteri; Salmoniformes; Salmonidae. Gene Ontology annotation, cellular component: plasma membrane. The record is from RefSeq and is a predicted model, not a curated record.
AUGGUGAGACACGCGGCGCACGCUCCACGGUCUGUUCUCGUCAUCCGUCAGAUCAUCUCCUCGAGAGAAGGGAGAUUGAAAGCGCUGCCGCGAGCCAGCCAGUAACGGAGACCGGGGAAGGCACUGACCCAUUCCGCAUUCCUGCCUUGUCCAAUAACAAGUGAUUUUUGGGGAAUGGAUAUAUUGUUUUGUCAAUUUCGAGAGCUAAAACCUCGGAAUGGCAAACGGUCUUCCAUAACGGAUAUUCAUCUAUUUGUGCCACAUAACAUUCAGACGACAGCGAGAAAGUUAUAGCUUUCUCUUUUCAACCGAAUUGCUUGAAUAAAGACUAGGCUACAGUGGGCUAGAAUUAAAAAGCUCAGGUGUCCAUAAAGAGCCGAGUUUACAGCGUGCGACACCGGCAAAACAGAAGCGCCUGCAGUGUGUUUAUGGAUAGAUAGGGCAUCUUGAAUAGAUUAUUUCAGAUGAUUUAACUUCGUCUAUAUCGGAAUAUCUGCGGGUGUGUUUUCAACUCUACCUGUCAACACUGUUCAUUUCAGACCAGAGGAAAUGUAACAGUGAUUCGCGAGGGACAACGAAAUCACCAACGAUCAAAGGAUUCAUCCAAAACGGUUCAAAAAAUCAAACUGGCAGUUUUAUUGCGGAGUACCAGACGAGAAACCUACAUUCUCCCGGAGACGUCCAAGCAGGAUGGAACUCAAACUGGGAUACUAGACCGGUAGAACAAUCGCCGUCAUGUUUGGAAGAGGUUGUGGUGGUGUAGGUGUCCUCCUUGUCCUAUGUGGGUGGUUGGAGCUCUCCUCUCCCUGUCCCAGAGACUGUAUCUGCUACACCUCUCCCAGCACCGUGUCCUGUCAGGCCCAUAACUUUCUGUCUGUCCCAGAGGAGAUCCCAGCCCAGAGCGAGAGGGUCUUCCUGCAGAACAACAAGAUCCAGCGUCUCCUGCGAGGCCACUUCAGCCCCACCACGGCCAUGCUGUGGCUUUACUCCAACAACAUCUCCUAUAUCCAGGCCUCCACCUUUCACGGCUUUGCCCGCCUGGAGGAGCUGGACCUGGGGGACAACCGUCACCUGAGGGCCCUGGCUUCAGAUACCUUCCAGGGGCUAGGCCGGCUACACGCCCUGCACCUCUACCACUGUGGUCUUCUCAGCCUGCCAUCUGGGAUAUUCGAGGGGCUCAGCAGCCUGCAGUACCUCUAUCUACAGGACAACCAGUUGGAGUUCCUGGAGGAUGAUCUGUUUGUUGACCUGCUGAACCUCAGCCACCUCUUCCUCCAUGGCAACAGGCUAUGGUCUCUCCACCAGAACACCUUCAGGGGUCUGGGGGUGCUGGACCGUCUCUUGCUGCACCAGAACCGUCUGCAGUGGGUCCACCGUCUGGCCUUCCACGACCUGCAUCGCCUCACCACCCUCUACCUGUUCAACAACUCUCUGACUGAGCUGUCUGGGGCCUGCCUGGCUCUGUUGCCUGCUCUAGAGUACCUCAGACUCAACGACAACCUUUGGGAGUGUGACUGCAAGGCCCUGCCGCUGUGGGAUUGGCUGCGAAGGUUCCGGGGCUCCACGUCGUCUCUGGGUUGCGUCUCUCCUCCAGAGCUUCUGGGCCGGGACCUGAAGGAGCUGAGGAAAGAGGACCUACCCAGCUGUUCAGCAGGAGAAGAAACCCAGGGAGGAGGUGUCAAAGGCGGGGAGGCCGAGCUGGGGGAGUCCCUGAAGAAAGAGGAGGACCAUCGACUCCAUCACAGGAACCACAGGCACCACCAUAACCACCACCAGCACCCACACCUCCCACACGGGGAUCAGCACAAUGGGGAUCUGUCCCCCUCGCCCCUACCCCUGCCCAGGCCGCCCAAGGGGAGCCGCAGGAACUGUACCCGUAACAGGGGGCGUAAGGGAAAGGGAGGGGGUCAGGGGGGCUUGAAUGAGGUGCAGACACUGAGGGAGGGGGAGGAGAAGGACAAUGCCCCUGGAGGGGGUAAACACGACCCCUCUGCCCCCACUCGCAGGAGGAACAAGUGUGUCCCUAGGACUUCAGUUGGACCGCCCAGCGGGGUCAAGAGAGCCAAUAGUAAUGCAGCGUCCCGCUCCGCUGGGACUUUUCUCUGUGUCCUAUUGGCUGGGCUGCUGUCACUCACUGCUGUGAUCCUCCUCUGAGACUGAAAGGAGGGUGCUCUAUAUUAACCCCUACAAUACAGUACACACUCCUCUGAAUGUCAGACCCACUUUGGCUCCUGCACUGAGGUGUGUGUGUGUGUGUGUGUGUGUGUGUGUGUGUGUGUGUGUGUGUGUGUGUGUGUGUGUGUGUGUGUGUGUGUGUGUGUGUGUGUGUGUGUGUGUGUGUGUGUGUGUGUGUGUGUGUGUGUGUGUGCGAGUGCGUGUGCGUGUGCGUGUGUUUAAAUGUACUCUGUGUACCUGUAACAUAUGGCAGGGAAGUUCUUUGGGAGUCACAACUGAAACGUAACAGGUUAUCUAUUGCUAUGAUGUCAUAAGGGGGAGUAUGAUGUCAUAAGGGGGAGUAACAGUCUGUCACAUCCAGAGUUCUGAUUGAGUGGUUGAUCAAAUGAACUGAUGAUUUAAGAAUACACCUACUGCUACAGCCAUAUCACCUGAAAGGAUACCUCAGCACAGACAUAUGAUAAGAUGACCCUGACACAGGUUGUUGCCAAACUGUAAAAACAUCCUUAAAAACACGAAUCCACUGGCUUCUGUAAUCCUGUGUUUGUAACCCAUGUAAGUACAGUGUGGUUUGUGUGAACAGUCUCCAUGUCUGUCUUCCCACUUUAAAACAAGCCAGAAAGAGGACAGUGAGAAUGAUGGAAUGAGUAUAUGGAACCCUAGCUGUCCAAUGAAGGGUUGAGAGAGUGGAAAAACUGCUGCUUUAGAUGCAGUCCUCACUCUGGAGAUUUCUGAACUAAAUGAUGGACCUGAAAGACUGAAAAUGAAACACUCGGAUUCUACUGAACUGCUGCUAUGUCUGAGGAGAGAGAGCUCUGGAACUCUCCUCGUCAUUCUGGGACCUUCAAUGUUCUGAAACCUUCAUGGUUCUGGAACCUUUUUCAAUGUUCUGAAACCUUCAUGGUUCUGGAGUCUUCUUCAGGAUUUGGAACACACAAAAACAUGUAAUGGAGAGGUGAUACAGGGACAGAGGUGACAGAGCACCCCCAGCGCUCCUUGAGGACUGGAGAGGUAAUAACACCUUCCCAGACGAGCACAGUCCUACACUCGGGGCUCCAUUCAAUCCGUCCAGCUGAUAUUCAGCGCUAUAUUUCGAUUUAAGUUUAAAGGCAAUGUUAAUGCAUUUGUGGAGACUGCAUUCAUGGUAAACACUGCAUAUGUUGUCUCAAUCAGAAAGGUCUUUACAUUUCAAGCGUGCUAUAGCGCUGAACUUCAGCGAUACAGAUUGAAUUGAGACAUCACCUACAGUACCUAGCUGUCCCCACACUGACUGACCUCCCCUGUAGUAGUGUACCACAACCCUGGUCCUGAAGAGCUACAACCCUGGUCCUGGGGAGCUACAACCCUGGUCCUGGGGAGAUACAACCCUGGUCCUGAAGAGCUACAACCCUGGUCCUGGGGAGAUACAACCCUGGUCCUGGGGAGCUACAACCCUGGUCCUGGGGAGAUACAACCCUGGUCCUGAAGAGCUACAACCCUGGUCCUGGGGAGAUACAACCCUGGUCCUGAAGAGCUACAACCCUGGUCCUGGAGAGAUACAACCCUGGUCCUGGAGAGAUACAACCCUGGUCCUGGGGAGAUAUAAACGGUGUAGGUCUUUGUUCUAGCCCAGCACAACAAACCUAAUUAAACUAAUCCUGUAUUUCUCAAUCUAUUCCUGAGGGACUAACAGGGAGUGCCUGGAAUGAAACUGUACACCCCCUGCUGAGAGUCUAGGACUUGGGUUGGUGGCGGCUGCAGGAGACAUAUUUGUACAGCUGUGAAACCUUGAGAUGAUGCUGUAAAAUGACAGUUGUGUCCUUUCAUUCAUGUGAGGUUGAAUUUUGUAACCACAGAGAAACUGGCACAGUCCUGUCUGUCUGUCUGUCUGUCUGUCCUUCCCUCUGACCCACCAACACUCCCUCUGUCCCACCAACACUCCUUCCCUCUGUCCCACCAACACUCCUUCCCUCUGUCCCACCAACACUCCUUCCCUCUGUCCCACCAACACUCCUUCCCUCUGUCCCACCAACACUCCUUCCCUCUGUCCCACCAACACUCCUUCCCUCUGUCCCACCAACACUCCUUCCCUCUGUCCCACCAACACUCCUUCCCUCUGUCCCACCAACACUCCUUCCCUCUGUCCCACCAACACUCCUUCCCUCUGUCCCACCAACACUCCUUCCCUCUGUCCCACCAA